Messenger RNA from Drosophila obscura, 2025 nucleotides. Its product is annotated as fibrinogen-like protein 1. The record is from RefSeq and is a predicted model, not a curated record. Bases 883 to 1959 code for a protein of 358 amino acids. The transcript is spliced from 5 exons. NCBI's taxonomy places the organism in Eukaryota, Metazoa, Arthropoda, Insecta, Diptera, Drosophilidae.
CAGGCAACUCUCAUAAAUUCCCAAAAGGAUUUCGACUGCCGUAGAACACACAACGUUUUGAUACCCAAAUAUCCUAAAUUAAAUAGUCCAACAUUACAAAUUUCGAAUACACAAAAUUCUUCUGUUUUCUGCAUUCAAUAAGUGAACGCCAUGGGCAGCAUCCGUCCGUUGUCUGGAGAGGAGCGUAUUCUCAUUAGCAGAUGGCUCGAGAGCGAAGGGAUAACCCUGAACUUGCGUUCGCGGCGCGACACCUACUCCGAUGUGCGUCCCGUGGCGGAGAUCCUCAAGCGGAUCUAUCCCGACAUAGAGCUCGAGUGCUAUCAACCUGUCAGCAGCUUUUCGCGGCGACUCCUGAACUGGGAAAUCUUCUCGUAUCGCGUGCUCAGGAAACUGGGCCUGCGACUCCACAACGAGGAUCUCAAGCAGCUAGCCGAGGGUAAGCCCGGGGCCGUCGACUGGUUGCUAUUCAAUGCGUUUUCCAUGGGGGAAGUGCUGCCCAGAAUGCGAAGCUGUUCCAAGGCUCGCUCCUUGAGCCCAGCUGAGUCCAGGGGCCACUACACGAACCAAAGGCGACAUAUCUAGAUGAGCGUAUGUGGAUGGGCUAUGGGAAUGGAUCCUAGCCAAAAGCAUCGACAGUGGAGUAUGUAGUUUUGUUCAAAGUAUUUAAUGGACCGCAGUGUGCCGAAGAAUUGGCCAUCCGGAUCGCCCCAGAGACGGACCAGCGAAAUGGUAGGUGGAUGGAACACUUGGGGAGAGACGCACAGCGACAGGCCUCUAACCGUAACCCUUCCUGCCACAGAUCAAGGAUGGAUGCUACACUGCCUGUGCAGUUUCUUUUAAUUAAUUCAGUAUUGCAUCGACAGUGCAGGAGUCCAGUAAAACAUGAAGUUCUCGUCGUUUGUGGUCAUCAUGCUUUGGAUGUUUCUGCAAGGGAAGUCCUCACUGGCCAGGAGCUACGAAACGGCUCAGGAAGUUACCUUCCCGGAGCAGUGCAAUGAAUAUUGUUUCUCAGUUCUCCAGCCAUUCCUCGAAUAUUUACUCAAGUUUAAAGAGGCGGCAGAUGCCAAUAAUGAAAUGAACGACAGAAUACACUCAUUGGAGCUCACCAUCAAUAAUUUGCAGAGUCAGAUACUAAAAAGUGAGACGGAACUUACAAAAAACUAUGUCCAUCAAAUCAAGGUGAAAGAGGAACAAAUCAACGGAAAAGAUAAACAAAUCAAGGACAAAGACGAGCAAAUGAACGUUAAGGACAAACAAAUCAAGGAUCUCAGAGAGCAAAUCAAUGGGAAAGACGAGGAAAUCAAGGUUCUCAGAGAGGAGGUGAAGAUGAUUUCUUGUCUCAAUAGUGGCCCAAAUGGCAUUUUCAAUAUAAAGGUCAAGGGAAUGGAGCCGUCCCAAAGUCCCUGCAAUUCCUUUGGAUGGACGGUCAUUCAACGGCGUAUCGACGGAAGUGUUGACUUUAAUCGCAAGUGGACGGCUUACAAAGAUGGAUUUGGAGACAUCCGGGGAGAGUUCUUCCUCGGACUGGAAAAAAUUCAUACAAUGACCUUGGCCCAGCCUCACGAGUUGUACAUCCAACUUCGAGAUGUGAAUGGUACCACCAAAUAUGCUCGCUACGAUGAUUUCAAAAUAGGAAGCGAAAGUGAAGGCUACAAACUGAAAUCGCUGGGAGAGUAUUCAGGAACAGCUGGAGAUUCACUAACUUACCAUCUGAACAUGAAAUUUACCACAUUGGACCGGGAUAAUGACAUUUAUGAGAAAGCUAAUUGCGCGAAAGAUCAUGGAGGUGGUUGGUGGUUUAAUAAAUGCGCUAAAAGUUCCCUCAAUGGAAAUUAUUAUUACGAUGGUAAAAGAACUGAAUACAAAUUGUUCGGCAUUGAAUGGGGCACUUGGAAGAACUACGAGUAUGACUACACCAUCUCGCUUACAUUUUCUCAAAUGAUGAUAAGAUUAAAAUGAUAUUAAUGAUUUUAAUGAUAUAUUAAUAGUUAAGUUGAUCCUGAAAGACGAUUAUAACAAUCCAAA